UACGCCCGUCAGGAACCAGUUUCUGGUUGAUUUUGUUGAAUUGCGACGUCCUGGGAAGGACGUAAACCCAUCCACAGUCUACUUCAGUUCAAGUAAAGUCGUGCAGGAUUGCGGUAACCUCCUAGCCACCUGUUCACUUACCGCCUCACGAAACAAUAAGACAUGUCCCAUUGGUUCCACAGAAAUGGCCUGAAGGCUACGGGCCAUGUUAAUUUUGAUUUGAAGCUCUUUGCGUCUGAACCAGAAUCCUUGAAAAUAUGCAGCGAGCUGCGUCAGGCUCGUCACCGUCUGCUGGAGCUGCUGCCGGACGCCGGCCACCAGUGCCAGGAGUUGGAGGCGGCGCUGAACAGCUACCUGGCGCUGCUCACCGGCUUCCUGCAGGCACCGGACCAGCCGGACCAGCAGAGCAAGCUGCGCCACGUGGUCCGCUUCCGCUGGACGCACACGCUGCUGGGCAACACGCCAGAGGCGCAAAAGGAUGCCGUCUUCGAAGUCAUCUGUAUUUGUCAGAAUGUCGCUGUUUGGUACAUGAAGCGGGCCGCAAAAAUCGCCGGAAAAGAGGAUAUUACGAUGGAGGACGGGAAGGAGGUGCACAGCAGUCUGCGUCGAGCCGCCGGUCUCAUGAAGGCCGUCCACGACCGCUACAUCGGUCAGCUGCUGGAGGAGAGUGUCAAGGAGGGAGACUGUGACACUCGGGUCAUCACUGCCUACAUGAACCAGUGCACCGCGGAGGCCCAGGAAGUGACGAUCGCGCGCGCCAUCGAGCUGAAGCACUCACCUGGUCUGGUGUCGGCCCUGGCGCACGAGACGUCGGGCAUGUUCCAGACGGCCGCCGACAGCCUGCGCUCGAUGGAGCCAGCGCUGGUCCAGCGCUGGACCAAGUACCUCCAGCUCAAGGCGGCCGUCUACAAAGCCUAUGCGUACAACUACCUGGGCGAGAACUUCCUGGCUGAUGACAAGUGUGGAGAAGCCAUUCGGUGCCUGAAGGAGAGUCAGAAGUUUUAUACCGAGGCCGGGGAGCUGUGCAAGGAGUACGCGGACGCCAAGGGCGUCGGCGCCAAGGUGAAGCCCGAGAAGCACCUCUUCUUCAGAAAGCUGGGACCGAUCCUGAACAGGACCCUGGAAAAAUGCGAACGCGAAAAUGGAUUCAUUUACCACCAGAAGGUGCCGUACGACGCGCCGGCACUGGAGCUGCGCGACAACACAUACGGCCUGGUGGCGCCCGACGAGUUCGCCAUGCCGGCGCCGGCGCCGCUCUGGACGGCCGUCAGCUACGCCGCCUUCGAUGUCAGCAAGCUGGGUGACGCCGGCCCGUCGAAGGCAGCGGAGAAGGCGGAGGGAGACCUGCCACCUGUCAAAGAGGUCAAGGACAACCACACGGACCAGGAUCCGAAGAACCACAGCGGCUGCGUGGUGGCCUAGGCGGCGCCAGGGUGGCGGCGGCCCCGGCUGUCGGGCUCACGGUUUAGCUGAGCGCUAUCGGUCGAGGGCUGCGCCGUCAGCUGGCGCCUGUGGGCGAGCCAGCCCCGCUGUGGAUGACCGGAGGGACCCGUCACACCACCAGAGCACCGCUGGGCAGCACUUGUGUGGUUGACCUGGGGUGUGAAGCCCCGCUCGUAAGCCAGCCCCGCUGUGGAUGACCGGAGGGACCCGUCACACCACCAGAGCACCGCUGGGCAGCACUUGUGUGGUUGACCUGGGGUGUGAAGCCCCGCUCGUAAGCCAGCCCCGCUGUGGAUGACCGGAGGGACCCGUCACACCACCAGAGCACCGCUGGGCAGCACUUGUGUGGUUGACCUGGGGUGUGAAGCCCCGCUCGUAAGCCAGCCCCGCUGUGGGUGACCGGAAGGACCCGUCACACCACCAGAGCACCGCUGGGCAGCACCUGUGUGGUUGAUUGCGCGUGUGAAGCCCCGCUCGUAAGCCCACAGCGGCCCGAGGGUCAUAUGAACACUGCAUUUAGGCGUGGGGCUACACUGUUCUGGCAACAAACCAUUACUUCAGCACUAUAUGGUCGCACGGGGUAUAUGCUGUCCGAUUUUCGUGACUGGUGGUGCCUGGGUGUUUGUUACAGAACGGUAUUGUAGGUUGCCCAGGCAUUGAAUCCAAGCAACAGCCAGUGUCUUCAAACGUGAUCGUAACUUGCGCUCUUCUUCAAAUCGUAUUUGAGAUGCGUUUGGACGGAACCUACUUUCUUUCUAUGAUUCGUCAAAAUCGUUAAGGAUGUAAGCAUAGAAAUGUGGAGGAAAAUUAACCUGUUUCUGGCCCAAACGCUUGUACGGAGCGAAUUCAAAGGAUGAAACUUGUACUUCCGCGUUAUGAAAGUCGGUGCCCUGUAUAAAAGCCGGUGUUGAAAAUAAUGAAACAUGGUUUGUUUUGUGUAUAUGACAACUUCGCCGCAUUGGAGCUGUGUGAUUCGCAUGGUGCUGUAGUAUUAAAGCUUUAUGUUUAGUAUUUGCGCAUUACGAACUUUUGGUUCUCAGUAGAUAGUAUCAAUUUUCGUAGUUACGCGCGGUUCAUGCAACCUUGUCAGUUUAAGUGUCAGUUUAAGUUCUCACAGGACAGGCAUAAUUAUAGUCAUUCUACUGACGGCGCUUACUGUCUUCAGUGUGCUUCUCCAGGCCUUCGGAGAAUGCACUUAUGCAUGGCUUAGUUUUUGUGGCACAUCCUUUCCAAGAAAGGUGCGAAUGAUAUGUGUGAACGGCAUCGCCCCGUAGCUUUUGAGCGGUGAAUACAGGACACAGCUGGGCGAAGUGAGGGAUCAUGCUCACCGUGACGUGGCAUGGCCGUAGAGUAUAAGCGUGUCUCGAUGUUUCGGCGUAGCCUGCCUUAGACGUUGACGGCUUUGUCGCACGAGCGUCAUGUUUCGCUAGUCUGAUUGCAAGUGUGAUGAUUGUGGACUGUCUUUGUUAUGCGUGCACGUUUGACUUUUCACCAGCAGAUCUUGUAACCUAACCAUACCGUCGAAGGAGUAGCGUCCGUAUUGACGUGGCGUUUAGGUACGGCCGCGGAUGCUGGUAAUUCUGAUGCUUCCGCGUACGGACGCUGGUCUGCCCACGUGGUGGGCGUGCGCACCUCGAGCAGCGCAACAUGUUGCUGGCUGUAGAAACUCAUAGCAUCUUGAUUUAUGCGCACCGUUGGAAAAAAGCGAGGCCGGGAUGGUGCUUGUAGACUAUGUUAUGCGACAGCGCUACUAACAAAGUGGGUCACGCAGCCUGCGCCUCAUUACGCACGUGCGUGUCGGCUCUGCGGGCCGGGCCGGCGGUGCCUGCUUGACACGUGUGUGAUGCGACAACACGAGCCGCCAGCCGGCCGACCCUCAUGCCUUGUAAUACAUGCGCCUUACGACCGAGCGCAUGCUGCGUGCGAGAAGACGUGUGUUGUGUCGCUGGGUGAGAAGCGUGCUGUUUAUUGUGUGAUCCGCUGCUGAGGGUGGUGGAACUCUGGAACGCCUCUAAGACGCCUCACAAUGUCAUCUGUGGGGAAUUGAAAAGCAAAGUAACACAGUUUAUAGGGUAUCAUGCUCCGCGAUUAAAUGACAACCAUUGA
Messenger RNA from Pollicipes pollicipes, 3549 nucleotides. RefSeq names its product BRO1 domain-containing protein BROX. NCBI's taxonomy places the organism in Eukaryota, Metazoa, Arthropoda, Thecostraca, Pollicipedomorpha, Pollicipedidae. The record is from RefSeq and is a predicted model, not a curated record. The coding region runs from base 163 to 1422 and encodes 419 amino acids. The transcript is spliced from 10 exons.